Messenger RNA from Cyprinus carpio (common carp), 14612 nucleotides. RefSeq names its product low-density lipoprotein receptor-related protein 1B-like. Lineage: Eukaryota; Metazoa; Chordata; Actinopteri; Cypriniformes; Cyprinidae. The transcript has 92 exons. Gene Ontology annotation, molecular function: protein binding; calcium ion binding. The coding region runs from base 275 to 14203 and encodes 4642 amino acids. The record is from RefSeq and is a predicted model, not a curated record.
CCUCACAGUGCGUUAUUGUCCCCAUCUAUCCGCACACCCUCCGUCUCUCUCCUUCUCUAUCUCACUCUCUCUUUCUCUCUUCGCUCACACUGUCGCCUGCAAGCUCAUGAGUGCGCGCGCCUAGAAAUCCAUCUGAAUGCGAGGAGUGAAGGAGGGUCGGUGCGCUCUGCAGACAAAUUUCACUUGUCAUUCCUGAAUAACGGCGCUCUACCGGAGGGCUGGAAUCGGACUUCAGUAAAAGAAGUGCGGUGGCCUUCGCCCUCACUCAGCAACGAUGUCCGAAUAUAUCCUCACCUUACUCGUCAUACUGGGAUUUGGGGAUAUAUUCUCAAAUGUUCAGACACUGAGGGACGCUAAUUCAGAGCAAGAGCCCAUUUUCUGUGACGUUGGAGAGUUUCUAUGCGGUGACCAGCUGACCUGUGUGUCCGAGAGCUGGCUUUGUGAUGGGGAACCAGACUGUCCAGAUGGUUCUGAUGAGAUUCUGGACAAAUGUAAGGUGGAGGUGAUAGUCAGAUGUCCUCUAAAUCACAUACAGUGUAUCGGGACGAGAAAGUGCAUUCACUUCAACAAGCUCUGUAAUGGGGCCAAAGACUGUGAGGACGGUUUUGAUGAAGGAGUCCACUGUCGAGAACUCCUGUCAGCCUGUCAUGAGCUGCAUUGCCGUUAUGGAUGCAUCAUGACCAGAAACGGCACAUUCUGCUUCUGUGCGGAUGGAUUUGAGGUGGCAGAGGAUGGGCGUAGCUGUAGAGAUCAUGAUGAAUGUGCCAUGUACGGGACAUGCAGCCAGACCUGCAUGAACACCUAUGGGUCAUAUCACUGCAGCUGUACAGAUGGGUACAGCCUGCAGCCGAACAGACGCUCCUGCAGAGCCAAACACGAGCUUGGUGAAAACCCUGCAGCACUGCUGAUUGGAGGCUCUGAUAAUAUUAUAAUCACAGCCCUAAAUGGAUCCCGCCUGCAAACCCUCAAACAACUGGACUCAAAUGGAACUCAUGGCUUGGAUUUCAACCAUAAAGAGGAAUCGGUAUGCUGGGUCACAUCCUCAGAGUCCUCCGGACAACUCCGGUGUGCCAGGAUGAGGAAAGCAAGUGGCUUUACUAAAGAACAGGAAGUAAAGACAGUCCAGAAUCUCCACGAUGUUGAUCAAUUAGCCUUUGACUGGCUCACAGGAAACUUUUACUUUGUGGAUCAAGCAAGCAACAGAAUAUUUGUUUGCAACCAGUAUGGAGACACCUGCAUUACAGUGAUAUACCUCGACCUGUUGAACCCUAAAGCAAUCGCUUUGGAUCCUCUAAUGGGGAUGCUCUUCUUCACUGACUAUGGGAAUCAAGCCAAACUGGAGCGCUGCAACAUGGAUGGCACCAACAGAACUCGACUUGUGGAUUAUAAGGUUGAACAGCCAACUGCAGUGGCAUUGGAUUUGGUAAAAAAAUUGGUGUACUGGGCUGACGCAUAUCUUGAUUACAUUGAAAUGGUGGAUUACAAUGGCAAAAACAGAUACACUAUCAUCCAGGGAUAUCAAGUGGCCCACCUGCAUGGAUUAGCUGUCUUUGAGGACUACUUGUACGCAACUCGCUCUGAAACCUCCAGUGGAGCAGUGGUAGACAUUUUACGGAUAAAUCGCUUUAAUGUCACAGACCCGGAGACGCUAACCAGCAUAGGAAAUGCAAAAACAAUACGGGUUUACCACAAGCUCAGUCAACCAAAAGUCAAGGGCCAUGCGUGUGAAGUUGACCCUUAUGGUAAACCCGGAGGAUGCUCGCACAUCUGCCUUCUCAGCGGGAGCUACAAAUCCCGGAGCUGCCGCUGUCGUACCGGAUUCAGCCUGGGAAGUGAUGGACUGUCCUGCAAAAAACCCAAGAAUGACCUUUUCCUGUUCUAUGGAAAGGGACGACCUGGGACAAUCCGUGGUUUGGACAUGAAUGUGAAGUCUAUCAAUGAGCACAUGGUUCCUAUUGAAGACUUGGUGAAUCCAAGAGCUCUUGACUAUCAUGCUGAAACCGGAAACAUUUACUUUGCUGAUACUACAAGUUUUUUGAUAGGGCGGCAGAAAGUCGAUGGAAGCAGUCGGGAAACAAUUCUCAAAGAUGAUCUUGAUAAUGUGGAGGGGAUUUCAGUGGAUUGGAUUGGAAAUAAUCUCUACUGGACCAAUGAUGGCUACAGAAAAACCAUCAGUGUGGCUAGGCUUGAGCGGGCAUCUGAAACCAGGAAGACUCUUUUGGAGGGAGACAUGUCUCACCCUAGAGCCAUAGUGGUGGAUCCUUUGAAUAGUUGGAUGUACUGGACAGAUUGGGAAGAGGAUGAGGUGAACGACAGCAUCGGUAGAAUAGAGAAAGCCUGGAUGGACGGUUCCAACAGGAAAAUAUUUGUCACAUCUAACAUGUUGUGGCCCAAUGGACUCACUCUAGACCAUGGAACCAGUACCAUGUACUGGUGUGAUGCCUAUUAUGAUCAUAUUGAGAGAAUCUACCUCAAUGGCACUGGCAGAAUGGUUGUGUACAGUGGCAGGGAACUCAAUCACCCGUUUGGAAUUGCACAGUACCAAAAUUCCAUCUUCUGGACGGAGUACAUGAACGCCUCCAUCUUCCAGCUGGAUCUGGUUUCUGGUGAAGUCACUCUGCUGAGGAGUGAACGGCCACCUCUGUUCGGGCUCCGAGUUUAUAAUGCACAAAGCCAGCUUGGUGACAAUGCCUGCCGGGUGAAUUAUGGUGGUUGCAGUACCCUCUGUUUGGCUGUCCCAGGAGGACGGGUGUGCGCAUGUGGCGACAACCAGCACUUGGACAAGAACAAUAUCACAUGCUCUGACUCUGCAGGUCAAGAGGAGCCCCAGCAGUGCAAAAAUGAUGAGUUUCAGUGCAGGAACUGGCGCUGCAUACGAGUCAAUUGGAUUUGUGAUGGAGAUGAUGACUGUUUAGAUGGCAGUGAUGAGGAGGCCCACAUAUGCUCUAACCACAGUUGCCUGGUUGACCAGUUCAAGUGUCCCAAUAACCGCUGCAUACCCAAAAGGUGGCUUUGUGAUGGAGCCAAUGACUGUGGCGAUAACGAAGAUGAGUCUAAUAAAACAUGCUCAGCCCAGCCAUGUCGGGCUGGUCAGUUCACCUGUGGUAACGGUCGCUGUGUACCAGAAGUGUGGCGCUGUGAUCAAGAUGAUGACUGUGGAGAUAUGUCAGAUGAGUCCACUUCCUGUGCAUUCCCUACCUGUGAAGCUCUCAGCCAGUUCAGCUGCGCUAAUGGGAGGUGCAUUAGCAUGAAGUGGCAUUGUGACUCAGAUGAUGACUGUGGAGACAACAGUGAUGAGGCGGGCUGCGUCCACUCCUGUGCUAAAGACCAGUAUAAAUGCACCAGCGGCAGGUGUAUCCCAGACCACUGGGCCUGUGAUGGGGACAACGACUGCGGGGACUUCAGUGAUGAAAAUGUGACUUGUGCUGGUGUUGCCCCUGCUUUGCCUCCUGUGGAAUGCAGUGGAGAGGAGUUUCACUGCCGUGCUGAUGGGACCUGCAUCCCUGAGCGCUGGCGCUGUGAUGGGGAUAAAGACUGUGAAGAUGGCAGUGAUGAAACAAACUGCAAAGGCGUCAAGAGAAUGUGUGAUCCCCAGGCAAAGUUUACCUGCAAAAGCUCAGGGAAGUGUAUCAGCAAGAGCUGGGUGUGUGAUGGCGACAACGACUGUGAAGACCGCUCAGAUGAAGAAUUGUGUGAGUCCUCCAUCUGUAAGUCCCCCACUCAGCCCUGUGCUAAUGACUCCAGAGCCUGCCUGCCCCCCAACAAGAUCUGCGAUGGGAGAAACGACUGUGCUGACCAUUCGGAUGAGGGUCCUUUCUGUGAGAAAUGUUUGCAAGGUAAUGGGGGCUGCAGUCACCAGUGUUCAGUGAUCCCCAGCAAAGGGGUGGUGUGUUCAUGUCCCACCGGACUCCAUCUUGGCUCUGACAACCGAACAUGCGAGACAGUGGACUACUGCUCUGCUCACCUGAAAUGCAGUCAGAUAUGCGAACAGCAUAAGACCACUGUCAAGUGCUCCUGUUAUCCUGGCUGGAGACUUGAUCCAGAUGGAGAGAAUUGCCACAGCACAGAUCCCUUUGAGGCUUUUGUUAUCUUCUCUAUCCGGCAUGAGAUCAGACGAAUCGACCUUCAUAAACGUGACUACAGCCUACUCGUGCCCGGCCUGCGGAACACCAUCGCUCUCGACUUCCACUUCAACCGCAGUUUGCUUUACUGGACCGACGUGGUGGAGGAUAAGAUCUAUCGGGGAAAGCUCUCAGAGAAUGGAGGUGUGACCGGGGUCGAGGUUGUGAUUCAGCAUGGUUUGGCCACCCCAGAGGGACUCGCAGUGGAUUGGAUUGCAGGAAAUCUUUACUGGAUAGACAGCAACCUGGAUCAGAUUGAGGUGGCCAAGCUGAAUGGCGAAAUGAGAACAACUUUGAUUGCCGGUGGCAUGGAGCACCCGCGAGCGCUGGCUGUAGACCCGGGACAGGGCAUCCUUUUCUGGACUGACUGGGAUGCCACUUUUCCUCGGAUUGAGGCGACGUCAAUGAGUGGAAGUGGGAGACAUGUUGUGUACAAGGACAUGGAGAUUGGAGCCUGGCCUAAUGGACUCACGCUAGACCAUCAGGAAAGGAGAAUAGUGUGGACAGAUGCUCGCUCAGAUGCAAUAUAUUCAGCCCUGUAUGAUGGCACGGGGGUCAUCGAGAUCCUCAGGGGCCAUGAGUACCUGUCACACCCGUUUGCUGUGUCUCUCUUUGGAGGUGGUGUAUACUGGACAGACUGGAGGACCAACACUUUAGCCAGAGCGAAUAAAUGGACAGGCCACAAUGUAACGGUCAUCCAAAAGACAAGCGCCCAGCCAUUUGAUCUGGAGAUAUACCAUCCAAGCAGACAACCUCAAGCCUCAAACCCGUGCAAGGGAAACAGUGGAAGAGGCCCUUGCUCCCACCUUUGUCUCAUUGAUUACAACCGCACGGCAUCUUGUUCAUGUCCUCAUCUCAUGAAGCUUUCCCUCAACAACCGCUCUUGUGUGGCCCUGAAGAAGUUCCUGGUGUAUGUGAGGCGAUCGGAGAUCCGUGGAGUGGAUAUUGAUAAUCCCUAUAUGAACGUCAUGACUGCUUUGACGGUUCCUGACAUUGAUGAUGUCACUGUGGUGGAUUAUGAUGCUCUUGAGGAAAGGAUAUACUGGGCGGACAUUAAGACUCAAACAAUAAAACGUGCCUUUAUCAAUGGAACAGGCCUUCAAACUGUUAUUUCUGGAGAUAUUCAAAACUGCCGUGGGCUGGCAGUAGAUUGGCUCUCGAGGAACAUGUAUUGGCUGAGCUCUGAGAACGAGGAGACGCAGAUCAAUGUUGCCCGACUAGAAGGAUCUCUAAAAACCUCAGUUAUUCAUGGGAUUGACAAACCAAAGUGUCUGACUGUGCACCCAGCCAAAGGAAAAAUCUACUGGACUGAUGGCAAUACAAUAAAUGUUGCCAAUAUGGAUGGAAGCAACAGGAAGGUUCUUCAUCAGAAUCAGAGAGAACCAGUUGGACUUUCGAUUGACUUUCCAGCUGGGAAGAUGUAUUGGAUCAGUUCUGCUAAUGGUACUAUCAACAGGUGCAAUCUGGAUGGCAGUGGCUUUGAGGUCAUUGAAAGCAUGAAGAGGGACUUAACUAAAGCCACGGCUCUAGCAGUCAUGGGUGGCAAGUUGUGGUGGGCCAAUGAGGAUCUGGCUCAGCUGGGAACGGUCGCCAAACGGGAUGGACGUAACCUGGCAGUGCUACGCAAUAAGACCAGCGGAGUGGUACACAUGAAGGUGUACGACAGAGAUGGUCAGAAAGGUAGGAAUGCCUGUCAGUUGAAUAAUGGUGGUUGCUCACAGCUCUGUCUGCCCACAUCUGAAAACACUCGCACAUGUGCCUGCACCAUUGGCUACAACCUGCGCAGUGACCGUCUCUCCUGUGAAGGCCUGAGUUCUUUUCUGAUGUACUCUUUUCAUGAGGGGAUACGUGGAAUCGCUUUGGAUCCCAGUGACCACGCCGAGACCCUGAUGCCCAUCAGCGGCACCUUGUUUGCUGUUGGCGUGGACUUUCAUGCAGGCAAUGAUACAGUUUACUGGACAGACAUGGGAUUAAACCGGAUCUCAAGAGCCAAGAGGGAUCAAACAUGGAGGGAAGACAUUAUCACUACUGGCAUCAACAGAGUGGAGGGCAUCGCAGUCGAUUGGAUUGCUGGUAACCUUUACUGGACAGACCAUGGCCUCAACCUUAUUGAAAUCGCUCGUCUGAAUGGUCUCUACCGGUCAGUUGUAAUAUCAGAAGGGCUGGACCAGCCAAGAGCCAUUGCAGUGCAUCCACAGAGAGGUUAUUUAUUCUGGACCGAGUGGGGGAAGAAUCCUUGCAUAGGUCGUGCAAGACUGGAUGGUUCAGACCAAGUGACCCUGGUCAGUUCUGGCAUCGCCUGGCCGAAUGGAAUCACCAUUGACUAUGAGGAAAAUAGAUUAUACUGGUGCGACGCCCGGACCGACAAGAUAGAAAGGAUCAACGUUGAAACCGGGGAGGGCCGUGAGAUUGUACUGUCAGCCGCCAAUGUGGACCUGUUCUCCGUGGCUGUGUUUGGGACUUACAUCUACUGGUCUGACAGAGCCCAUGGCAACGGAUCGAUCCGCCGUGGAUUCAAAAGCGAUGCCACUGAUGCGGUCACGAUAAGAAGUGGUCUUGGCGUCAACCUGAAGGACGUGAAAGUGUUUAACAAAGGCCGGGAGAAAGGCACAAACCCGUGUGCGAGGAGCAAUGGAGGUUGUCAGCAGUUGUGUUUUCACCUGGGCAGUGGAAGAAGGACUUGUUCCUGUGCUCAUGGGUACUUAGCCGAAGAUGGCUUUGCUUGCCAAAGAUAUGAGGGCUAUCUUCUGUACUCUGAACGGACCAUCUUGAAAAGCAUCCACCUGUCGGAUGAGAGUGAUCUUAACUCCCCUCUCCAACCUUUUGAGAAUCCAGACUACUUCAAGAAUGUCAUCGCUCUGGCAUUCGACUAUCGGCAGCAGGCCUCACACCACAACCGCAUAUUCUUCAGCGACAUCCAUUUUGGGAAUAUUCAGAUGAUCAAUGAUGACUGGUCAGGAAGACAAGUCAUAGUUGAAAAUGUGGGUUCGGUUGAGGGCUUGGCUUAUCACCGUGCCUGGGACACGAUUUACUGGACUAGUUCCACCACCUCAAGCAUCAGCAGAUACACAGUAGACCAGAGCCGACAAGGAGCUUUUACCAGGCAAGCCGUUGUCACCUUGUCUGAGGAUGACCAUCCCCACGUCUUGGCCCUGGAUGAAUGUCAAAACCUCAUGUUUUGGACCAAUUGGAACGAGCAGCGCCCCAGUAUCAUGCGCUCCACUCUUGCAGGGAAUAACAUGAAAGUCAUCAUUAGUACCGAUGUAUUCACUCCUAACGGACUCACAAUUGACCAUAAAGCGGAAAAGCUGUAUUUCUCUGACGGCAGCCUGGGCAAAAUUGAACGCUGUGAAUAUGACGGCUCCCACAGAUAUGUGAUUAUCUUAAGGUCAGGGCCUGGCACAUUUUUUGGACUUGCUAUCCACGGAAACUACAUUUUUUGGUCUGACUGGACUCGGCGGGCUGUGCUACGGACCAACAAGUUCACUGGAGGAGAUACUAAAGUUCUCAGGGCUGAUAUUCCCCACCAGCCAAUGGGAAUUAUAGCAGUUGCCAAAGACACUAAUAAUUGCGAACUAUCUCCAUGCAGGGUUCUGAAUGGUGGCUGUGGUGACCUGUGUCUCCUUACUCCAGAUGGCACAGUCAACUGCAGCUGCCGAGGAGAGCGGAUACUGCUCGAUGACAACAGAUGUGUGUCCAAAACGUCCUCUUGCAACAUCCACACUGAGUUUGAGUGUGGAAAUGGGGAAUGUAUAGACUACCAGCUAACAUGUGAUGGAACUGCCCACUGCAAAGACAAGUCAGAUGAGAAAAUGCAAUAUUGUGACAACAGGAGCUGCCGAAAGGGUCAUCGUCCUUGCUACAACAGGCGUUGUGUGGCUAACAAUCACUUUUGUGAUGGAAUCGACGACUGUGGGGACAACUCAGAUGAGGCAUUUUGUAACAAUGUCACGUGUGCUGCGUCUGAGUCAUCCUGUCAAGAUGGAACUUGCAUACCAAUAUCCUCCUGGUGCAACCAGGUCAUCGACUGCGCCGAUGCCUCGGAUGAAAAGAACUGCAAUAACACAGAUUGUGGAGAUUUUUACAGGAUGGGAGUGGCAGAAAAGGUCUUCGUCAGUUGUAACUCCACCUCACUCUGCGUUCACCAUUCCUGGCUGUGCGAUGGAGCCAAUGACUGUGGAGAUUACGCUGAUGAGAGGAACUGUCAGGUCUCCCACGGGCAGAAAUGUGCAGAAGGCCACUUCGCCUGCCCUAGCGGGAACUGCAUCUCCAGCGUGUGGCUUUGUGAUGGGCAGAAGGAUUGUGAAGAUGGUGCAGAUGAGUUCCAGUGUGACUCCUCCUGUCUGUGGAACCAGUUUGCUUGUUCGAAGAACAAGUGCAUAGCGAAGCAGUGGCUCUGUGAUGGUGAAGACGACUGUGGAGACGGGGUGGACGAGAGCGUGGAUCUCUGCGGCUCGGUGACCUGUGCCCCAGGGUUAUUCAGUUGUCCAGGCUCAUACGCAUGCGUCCCCAAGCGCUGGUUAUGUGACGGGGAGAGAGACUGUCCCGAUGGCAGCGAUGAGCUUGCGGCGGCCGGCUGUGCUCCAAAUAACACAUGUGAUGAGAAUUCCUUCAGAUGCCUUAACAAAGGCUGCAUUCCAAAGCGCUUUGUUUGUGACCAUGACGACGACUGUGGAGAUGGCUCGGAUGAAUCUGUUGAAUGUGUAUACCGCUCAUGUGGGCCGGAUGAGUUCCGCUGUGCUGAUGGCCGAUGCCUGCUCAGUGUCCAGUGGGAGUGUGAUGGUUACCCAGACUGCCGUGACCACUCUGAUGAGCUGCCCCUCAACCUCAAAUGCCUGGCUGCAGAGAGCUUAUGCAACAGUUCCUUUUUCAUGUGCUCAAAUGGCCGCUGUAUAUCUGAGAAGAGUUUAUGUGACCUGAAAGAUGACUGUGGAGAUCGCUCGGAUGAGAAAAACUGCAAUGUCAAUGAAUGUCUCAACCGUCGUGUCAGCGGCUGUACGCAGGAUUGCCAGGACUUACCAGUGGGAUACAAGUGUAAGUGCUGGCCAGGAUUUCACCUGAAGAAUGAUGGGAGAACAUGUGUUGAUAUUGACGAAUGCUCCACCACGCUACCUUGCAGCCAGAACUGCACCAACACUUACGGUUCCUUCAAGUGUUUGUGUGUAGAUGGCUAUGAAGCUUCCAGAAAAGACCCCAACAGCUGCAAGUCUCUUUCAGUUGAAGAACCCUUUCUUAUACUUGCUGAUCUUCAUGAAAUCAGAAAAUUAAGUGUCGAUGGAUCCAAUUACACUCUACUGAAACAGGGCCUUAUCAACAUAAUCAGCUUGGAUUUUGACUACAAGAAGGAGUUCAUUUACUGGAUUGACUCAAGCAGACCCAGUGGCCGGAGGAUAAACAGAAUUCGCCUUAAUGGCAGUGACCUCAAGAUUGUUCACCGAACAGCUGUGCCAAGUGCACUGGCUGUGGACUGGAUUGGGAAGAACUUGUACUGGUGCGACGUGGAGAGAAAGACGCUGGAAGUGUCCAAAUCUAAUGGUUUAUACCCCACUGUCUUAGUGAGCUCUGGCUUGAAGAACCCAACUGACCUUGCUCUGGAUGCUCAAACCGGGUUUGUGUUCUGGAUUGACUGCUGUGAAAAUCCUCACAUCGGUCGAGUUGGCAUGGAUGGCCAAGGCCAGAGCGUUAUUGUGAACAAAGAAAUCUACAGCCCCUCAGCUCUAACCAUUGACUACACAAACAAGAGAAUCUACUGGGCUGAUGAUAAUCACAUCUUUUUUGCCAACAUGGACGGUUCUCAGAGGCACCGGGUUCCUCAUGACCACAUCCAGGGUGUGAUGGGACUCACACUGUUCGAGGACUUCAUUUAUUGGACUGAUGGGAAGUCCAAAUCUCUCCGUCGAGCUCAUAAGACCACCGGUGCUAAUGCUGUCGAGCUCUUGAAUUCAUGGCAAGCCAUUAAGUCUGUCAUUGUCUACCACCCACUGCGCCAGCCUGAAGUUCCCAAACACCAGUGUCAAGUGGCCAAUGGAGGCUGUAGUCACUUGUGCUUACUCUCUCCUGGUGGAGGUCACAAGUGCGCCUGCCCAACUAACUUCUAUUUGGCCGCCGAUAACAAGACAUGCCUGUCUAACUGCACAGCCAGCCAGUUCCGCUGUGGAACGGAUGAGUGCAUCCCAUUCUGGUGGAAAUGCGAUACGGUAGAUGACUGCGGUGAUGGGUCUGAUGAGCCUGCGGAUUGUCCUGAAUUCAAAUGCCAGCCUGGGCGUUUUCAGUGCGGUACUGGCCUUUGCGCCUUACCUCCCUUCAUCUGUGAUGGAGAGAAUGACUGCGGGGACAACUCAGAUGAGGCCAACUGUGAUACAUACAUCUGUCUGUCAGGCCAGUUCAAGUGCACCCGAAAGCAGAAGUGUAUACCAUUAAAUCUUCGCUGCAACGGCCAGGACGACUGCGGGGAUGGCGAAGACGAGACAGACUGCCCUGAGAGCACAUGUUCUUCAGACCAGUUCCAGUGCAAGGCCACCAUGCAUUGCAUCUCAAAGCUCUGGGUGUGCGACGAAGACCCAGACUGUGCUGACGGCUCUGAUGAGGCCAAUUGUGAUGAAAAGACCUGUGGACCUCAUGAAUUUCGCUGUGAGAAUAACAACUGCAUCCCGGACCACUGGAGAUGUGACAGCCAGAAUGACUGUGGAGACAACUCCGAUGAGGAGCAUUGCAAGCCGGUGACCUGUAAUCAUAAGGAUUUUGCCUGCGCCAGUGGGGACUGUAUCUCAGCACGCUUCCGUUGCGAUGGUGACUAUGACUGCGCUGAUAAUUCAGAUGAGAAGGAUUGCGAGACACACUGUGAAGAGGAUCAGUUUCAAUGCCACAACAAUCUCUGCAUCUCACGUAAAUGGUUGUGCGAUGGUCAGGAAGAUUGUAAGACAGGGGAAGACGAGAGAAAUUGCCUCGGAACAGUGCUUCCCUCCUGUUCUCUAAGCGAGUAUGUGUGCGCCAGUGGAGGUUGUGUGUCUGCCAGCCUGAGGUGUGAUGGACAUGACAACUGUCUGGACAGUUCUGAUGAGAUGGACUGUGUCAAGGAGUGCAGAGAAGAUGAGUUUCUGUGCAAAAACCAUGCUCACUGCAUCCCUAAACGAUGGCGCUGCGAUGAUGUGUUCGAUUGCGUGGAUCACAGCGAUGAGGAGAACUGUAGUCAUGAUGCUUUCUUCUGUCGCCCCGAUGAGUUCAUCUGCAACAACACCCUGUGUAAGCUGCAUGUGUGGGUGUGCGAUGGUGAGGACGACUGCGGAGACAACUCUGAUGAAGACCCCGAGAUGUGCGCCAAACUUCCUUGUCCUCCUGCAAGGCCGUAUCGCUGCAGAAAUGACAGAAUGUGUCUACGGCUUGAUCAAAUCUGUAACAAUGUGGAUAACUGUGGGGACAACUCAGAUGAAGAUGAAUGCGAGAUUGUGUCAACUAGGCCCAAGCCAUGUGGGAAGGCAGAGUUUACCUGUAGUAAUCGUAAAUGUAUACCUGCACAACUGCAGUGCGACCUGUUUGAUGACUGUGGAGAUGGAGGAUCGGAUGAACAGGACUGCAAGGCUUCUUCAAAUGGAGACAUAUGUGGAAAGAGGAUGAAUCCAUGUGGGGAGGAUGCAGUGUGCAAUCAUACAAACACAAAUGCAAUUUGCCACUGCAAACCUGGCUUUCAGAGAAAUCUCAGAAGCAGAAAGUGUGAAGAAAUCAAUGAGUGUCUUAAUUUUGGCACUUGCUCUCACUAUUGCACAAAUACAAAAGGAUCAUACAAAUGUACAUGUGACAAAAAUUAUAAGGAUAUGAAUGGAAACUGCAUAGCAAAAGGACCAGAAGAUCGAGUGCUCUACAUAGCUAAUGACACUGAAAUCCGAAGUUUUGUGUAUCCAUUUAACCAGAGCCAUGGACACAAAGUACAUGCUCGCAUCGAGGAAAAUGCCCGCAUCAUUGGGAUGGAUGCUCUGUAUCACCAACAAAAGUUUAUCUGGGCUACUCAGUUUAAUCCCGGUGGACUUUUUUACAAAGAUAUCCUAAACAGGAGUCAAACUAAAACAAAUGUUGGCAUCAUAUGCCCAGACUUUCGCAGACCCAGAGAUGUAUCAGCUGACUGGGUGACUGGGAAUAUCUAUUGGACAGACCACUCUAGGAUGCACUGGUUCAGUUAUUACACAGCUCACUGGACCAAGCUUAGAUACUCUAUUAAUGUGGGACAACUCAAGGGACCCAACUGCACCCGUCUGAUAACUGACAUUGCAGGAGAGCCUUAUGCAAUUUCUGUCAAUCCAGUCAAAGGGAUGAUGUAUUGGUCAGUAAUAGGUGACCACUCACACAUUGAGGAGAGUGCGAUGGAUGGCUCCAUGCGUAGAGUGCUACUGGAUAAGAACCUUAGGAGACCCACAGGGUUGGCAAUUGAUUAUUUCAGCCAGCGUGUGUAUUGGGCCGAUGCCGAGCUCUCUGUCAUUGGCAGUGUCCGUUUCGAUGGCUCAGAUCCAUUGGUGGUAAUCGAUGGCAAGCAAGGAAUAUCACAGCCGUACAGAAUAGAUAUUUUUGAGGAUUACAUUUAUGGAACAGGACUGAAAAAUGAAGUUUUCAGAAUUCACAAAUAUGGCAAAAAACCAGUUGAACCUCUUGACUUGGGUAUUGAAAAAACAACAAAUGUCCUGAUCUCUCAUCGUUUCAAGCAGCAGAAUGUGGCCAAUCCCUGUCUACGGAUGACCUGUGAUUUUAUGUGCUUGCUCAAUCCAACCGGAGCCAGCUGCACCUGUCCAGAGGGGAAGACCUUGGUCAAUGGCUCUUGUAUUGACCCCAAUGUCUCAGGUGAGUUGUGCCAACCUGCCUGUGAGAAUGGAGGACGUUGCAUGGCCAAUGAAAAAGGAGACUGGCGCUGUUACUGCUGGCCUAAUUUCUCUGGGGAACGUUGUGAAGUCAACCACUGUACAGAUUACUGCUUAAACGGAGGCACAUGCACUGGCUCACCUCUUGGGAAACCUACUUGCCGCUGCGUGACAGGCUUCACUGGCUCUAAUUGUGGGAGGCGGGUCUGUGAUAAUCACUGUCUGAAUGGAGGCACAUGUGACAUAAGCCCUGGAAACCAGCCAGUGUGUCGCUGCUUGGCAGAGUACACGGGUGACCGCUGUCUUUAUCACAUCUGUCAUCACCACUGCGUUCAUUCCCAGGCCUGCACACUGUCCAGCUCAGGACACGUUGAAUGCGUGUGCCCACCUCGUUAUGAAGGGGUCAAGUGUGAUGUCGACAAGUGCCUGCGGUGCCACGGAGCACCAUGUAUCAUCAAUGGAGAUACAGGAGAUGUGGCUUGCAAUUGUACAAGUGGUCGAAUCGCCUCUAGCUGCCAGUUGUGUGAUGGCUACUGCUAUAACGGAGGCACCUGUCAUCUGGACCCCGACACCAGCCUACCCUUCUGCCACUGCACGGCAGGGUUCAAGAACCAGCGUUGUGAUGAGCUGGCCAAUCCCUGCGAUUACUACUGUCAGAAUGAAGGAAUAUGCACAAUAAUUGCCCUUAACAAACCUCGAUGCAAAUGCUCAGCUAAUUGGUCAGGGACGCAGUGCGAGAGGCCAGCCCCCAAGAGCAGCCGCUCCGAUAACACAGCUGGAGGAAGUAUAGCUAUCAUUGUGCCAUUGGUCCUGCUGGUCAUUCUGAUUACUACAGUGGUUGCAGGUGUCUUUAUCUGCAGAAGACGACAAAGGGGGAAACGUGUACAGCGGCAGCCCAUAACUAAUGGAGGCAUUAAUGUGGAGAUAGACAAUCCAUCCUACAACAUGUAUGAGGUGGCCCAUGACAACCACGCAGAUGCCGGAAGCCUUCUCAAACCAAAUUUCACACUUGAUCCCCACAAGGGCUGGUGUGUAAAAUCCAGUGACCAUUGCACGCUGAAUAUUCACUCUGUCCCUAAGGAAGUAAUACCUGGACAGCCAAUGAACUACUCCAAUCCGAUGUACGCAAAGAUGUACCUCGAUGGUCAGAACUGUCGCAAACCAGUCAUCAACAUUGACGAAAGGAGAGAGCUACUCCCAAAGAAACUUGAGGGGACGAUUCGAGAAACUGCCGCAUAGCCUGACUACACUUUGUACUCUUUUUUUACUUAAAUGUACAAAAUGUAUAAAACACAAGCAAAACAAAAAUUUUCUAUUUCCUAUCAGGUUCCAGAUAUCUUGUUUAUAUUUGGUUUCUUGGCACCAUCAGCAUUGCACCUUCAUGUCUGUUGCAAUAUUUGGAGUCAUAUUAUCCAUUUAAUUUUUUUGCAUUUUUGUUGAAAUGCACUUGUGAUACACAACUGCUCAGUUGCACAUUGUGGAGAGAUAACAAAGCAAAAUUGUUUAAUUUGUGUGUUUAUUUCUUCCUAAGUUUUAAGUACAUUGCCUUGGGGCAUCAUGACAGCCUGGCAUUUUUUCUUUCUAGUGUUUACUUCACAUUACACUGUGAAAGUUUUCAUUUCCGUUAUAGUAUUAUUAUCAUUUUUUA